UUUCUUCAGAAUAAGCUUUUCUGUUUAUUUUCUUUCUUUUCUCUCACUAAAUAUCUAUAUGUUCCCUGAUUCUGCAAAAAAAGAAAAAACCUCUUCUUUUCUCUUUCUCUUCUACUGUUAAAGUUCGAGCUGUUCUACUUCAGUUACACUCAAAAGAAUCAUUCACAGUUUUUUUGAAGAAAUAAAUUAAUUCUUUUCUUCAGCUGAAAUAAUUCAGAGAAUUGGCAAACUCUUCAAGCUUGUAUAUGUAUAUAUGGUUUCAGUUACAGAUCACUUUAAGCUCUGCAUAAUUCUGUCAGUUUUAAUAAAAUAACGAUCUCAAUAUUUUUUUACUCUCUUUUUGAUCUUUUGUUUUGCGAAAUUAGUUUUCUCUUUUAAUUUUUUUAGAUUGAAUUAGUAUUUGUCAAGUGGAGAUCUUGUUGAAAGGUUGUUUAAGCAUUGAUCCAGUUCACUGGUAAUGAUUUGUUAGCUUAACUGUUAAUUACGUUAUUGAAUUUUCUGUUUUCGAUUGUUUGGUUGCUGAGAAAGCUUGAGGAAAAGAUAAGAAAAAGUUUUUUGGCUGUUAUUUUGAAGAGAAUGUAAAAAAUCAGUUUCAGGUUAAAUUAAUGCAAGCUGAAUGUUUUAAAUUCUUUUCUAAAAUCUUACUUAAUUUGUGUUUUCUUUCAAAGUGCCUAUUAAGGAAAGAUCUAAGGCAAUGGAGUUCUUGUUUUUGUUUUUUCUUUUUGCAGGAAAAUAAAAUGGCGCAGAGUAAUUGGGAAGCUGAUAAGAUGCUUGAUGUUUAUAUUCAUGACUAUUUGUUGAAAAGAAAGUUGCAUGCUUCUGCGAAAGCUUUUAUGACUGAAGGAAAGGUUGCAACAGAUCCAGUAGCAAUUGAUGCGCCAGGAGGAUUUCUUUUUGAGUGGUGGUCUGUCUUUUGGGACAUAUUUAUUGCAAGGACAAAUGAGAAACAUUCUGAGGCCGCUGCAGCUUACAUAGAGGCACAACAAAUUAAAGCAAGAGAACAACAGCAACUACAAAUGCAGCAGCUGCAACUAAUGCAGAACCGCAAUGUGCAGUUGCAGCGAAGGGACUCGAAUCAUCCUGCUCUCGGUGGUUCUGUAAAUACUAUUAACUCUGAAGGAAUGAUGGGACAGUCAUCAACCAGUGUAUUGGCCAUGAAAAUGUAUGAAGAAAGUGUGAAACACACUCAUUCUGUGGAUUCAGAGACAUCAUCAGCGCUGAUUGAUGCCAAUAGGAUGGCCCUUCUGAAAACACAGGCCAAUCAUCAAGGCCAGCUGGUGCAAGGUAGCCCUGGAAAUAUGUCAGCAGCUUUGCAACAAAUCCAGUCACGAACACCACUGAGCACUGAUAUCAAAAGUGAAGUUAAUUUGGGUGGAAGUCAAAAAAGCUUACCUAUGGAUCCCUCAUCCAUCUAUGGACCGGCAAUUUUACAACCUAAAUCUGGACUAGGUGGUGCCGGGCUGAGUCAGAGUGUCUCUGGUCUCCCAUUAAGGGGUUGGCCUCUAACUGGAAUUGAUCAGUUACGGCCAGGUUUGGGUUUUCAAAUGCAAAAGCCUAAUCUGCAGACUCAAAAUCAAUUCCUUUUGGCAUCACAACAACAGCACAUGUUGGCACAAGCUCAGUUACAAGGCAACCUUGGAAAUUCAACAAACUUCGGGGACACUGAUCCUCGUAGGUUUGGUCAAUUGUCUAGGGGUAACUUGAAUCCAAAAGAUGGUCAAUCUGGUAGAAACGAUGGAUCCAUAUGCUGCCCUGUGCAAUCAUGUUCUCCAAAGCAGAUGAAGAUGGGUCAAAUGUCACAUUCUUCCUCUCAACAACAGGACCAAUUGCAACAGCAGCAGCAGCAGUCGCAGCAAGUGCUACAGAAUAACAGAAAAAGGAAACAACACUCUUCUUCUGGAGCAGCUAACAGCACUGGCACAGGAAACACAGUUGGCCCUUCACCAAAUUCACCACCGUCAACUCACACACCUGGUGAUGCAAUAACUACUGCAACCAGUUUGCAGCAUGUUAAUAGUGUUUCUAAAAGCAUGACAUAUGGUGCAGAUGCAACAGCUGGUCUUACAUCAUCUUCCAAUCUAUUGGAAGACAUAGACAGGUUUGAUCCAUUGGAUGAAAAUAUGGAGACACUACUUUCACAUGAUGGAGGUGAUGGAAGGGACAUCUAUGGAACUGUUAAACAAAGUCCUAGUGAGCACCAAAAGGAGUCUGCUAAAGGCUUCACUUUUGCUGAGUUUGGUUGUAUACAGACCAGAAAUAGCAAAGUUACUUGCUGUCAUUUUUCUUCUGAUGGGAAGUUGCUGGCUAGUGCUGGGCAUGACAAGAAGGUGGUGCUUUGGAAUAUGGAUACCCUGCAAACAGAGAGUACUCCAGAAGAACACAAAUUGGUCAUUACAGAUGUACGCUUUAGGCCAAAUUCAUCUCAGUUGGCAACAGCUUCUGUUGAUAAAUCUGUGCGAUUAUGGGAUAUAGCCAAUCCAAGCUUUUGUGUGCAAGCAUACAAUGGCCACACUGCACCUGUGAUGUCCCUUGAUUUCCAUCCGAAGAAGACAGACCUGUUUUGCUUUUGUGAUAAUGACAACGAAAUUCGCUAUUGGAAUCUUAAUACAUUCUCAUGCACACGCAUGUUCAAGGGAGGUACAGCCCAAGUGAGAUUUCAACCAAGAAUUGGACAUUUGCUAGCUGCAGUGUCAGAUAAAGUAGUUUCUAUCUUUGAUGUUGAAGCUGAUAGGCAAACAUUUUCCUUUCAGGGGCAUUCAGAGAUGGUAAACUAUAUAUGCUGGGAUGCAAAUGGAGAUUAUUUGGCAUCUGUGAGUCACAGCUUGGUAAAAGUGUGGUCAGUGGCUUCAGGGGAGUGCAUUCAAGAACUAAGUUCUGGUGGGAACCAGUUCCACUCUUGUGUUUUUCACCCAAGUUAUUCAACUCUUCUGGUGAUUGGAGGAAUUUCGUCCUUGGAGCUGUGGAACAUGGCCGAGAAUAAGAGCAUGACAAUUCCAGCUCAUGAGAACAUAGUUUCAGCGUUGGCGCAGUCGCCUGUCACAGGAAUGGUUGCAUCAGCAAGUCAUGACAGCUCUGUUAAGCUAUGGAAAUAACCCUUAGAAACGUGGUAAAAUGGAAUACAUGGGGAGCAAAAAGCACUGCUUCCAGUCCCAUGGAAAUUGGGGAAGAAAGUGAGGUCAAACUGGUAAUUACAAAGCGUGGAAGCUGUUUCAGCUGUGGAUGUAUAAAUAAAUAUAUAAUGUGUGUAAUUUAUUUUGCGUAUUCUUGGUAAGUUUGCUAUAUCUAGUAGUAGCUUGUGGGCUUAGGGUGAGAAUGGUAGCAUACUAUUCCUAUUCAUAACACCAUGGUCAUAUCCUUUUGUCAGUAUUAUACGUAAGGUACCUCCAUGUUUUUCCAUUACUGAUAAAAGGACUGAUUUCUCAAUUAUUAAAAUGUUAUUCA
Messenger RNA from Theobroma cacao (cacao), 3441 nucleotides. RefSeq names its product transcriptional corepressor LEUNIG_HOMOLOG-like. NCBI's taxonomy places the organism in Eukaryota, Viridiplantae, Streptophyta, Magnoliopsida, Malvales, Malvaceae. The record is from RefSeq and is a predicted model, not a curated record. Gene Ontology annotation, molecular function: transcription corepressor activity; protein binding.